AUGGCAUCUCGUAAGGUGCUCCUUUGCCUUGCGCUUGCGCUCGCGGUGCUUGCGGUGGCGGCGCCGCCCGCCUUCGGCGCUGACGCGAACGUCCUGGGAGAUGAGAAACGCACAUUGUCUCAAAUUCAUGUUUACCAUGGUUCACGUGCAUCCGUCGCUUACAACACAAUGCAGCUUCCCGCCCGUUCUCUCAAACGAUCUUUGUACGCACUGGGAACGAAAUUUGUUCAACGCGUCGCCGCCAAGUCGCCCGGCAAGUGGCACGACGGCGACGACAACGACUGGUACCAUCAUUCGCCAUCCAAGUCUCCUUCCCAGUCGCCCAGUAAGUCGCCGAGCCAGUCUCCUGGCAAGUGGCACGACUCCUCCGACGAUGACAAGUGGCGCCGCUCGCUGUCGCCCAAGUCGCCGUCGCCCAAGUCGCCGUCGCCCAAGUCGCCGUCGCCCAAGUCGCCGUCGCCCAAGUCGCCGUCGCCUAAGUCUUCGUCACACAGGUGGCCCUCUAAGUCUCUGUUGCCCAAGUCGCCGUCCCCCAAGUCUCCGAGCAAGUCGCCUGGGAGUAAGUACGACAACGACCACCCCUGGAAGUCGCCGUCCAAGUCGCCUGUGUGGGGCAAGUCGUCGUCCAAGUCGCCCGUGUGGGGCAAGUUGCUUGGCAAGUACCACAACGACCACAACGACAACCACCACGACGAUCAUUACGACGAUCAGUACGAGCGCCACUACAGCGCCGGAAUGCCCAGCUGGCAGCACCGCUAA
This is a messenger RNA of Closterium sp. Yama58-4, 759 nucleotides long. The record is from the annotation of a GenBank genome assembly. Lineage: Eukaryota; Viridiplantae; Streptophyta; Zygnematophyceae; Desmidiales; Closteriaceae.